This is a messenger RNA of Amblyraja radiata (thorny skate), 507 nucleotides long. RefSeq names its product histone H3-like. Lineage: Eukaryota; Metazoa; Chordata; Chondrichthyes; Rajiformes; Rajidae. The coding region runs from base 45 to 455 and encodes 136 amino acids. The record is from RefSeq and is a predicted model, not a curated record. Gene Ontology annotation, cellular component: nucleosome. The transcript has a single exon. Gene Ontology annotation, molecular function: DNA binding; structural constituent of chromatin; protein heterodimerization activity.
UUCAGUCCCUGUAUUUCACACUGUGCUCCCACUGUUGAAGGAGAAUGGCCCGGACCAAGCAGACAGCGCGUAAAUCGACCGGAGGGAAAGCUCCUCGCAAACAGCUGGCGACCAAAGCGGCGCGGAAGAGCGCUCCAGCCACGGGCGGAGUGAAGAAGCCUCAUCGCUACAGGCCCGGCACCGUGGCUCUGAGGGAGAUCCGGCGCUACCAGAAAUCCACCGAGUUGCUCAUCCGCAAACUGCCCUUCCAGCGCCUGGUGCGGGAGAUCGCUCAGGACUUCAAGACAGACCUGCGCUUCCAGAGCUCGGCCAUCAUGGCCCUGCAGGAGGCCAGCGAGGCUUACCUGGUGGGGCUCUUUGAGGACACCAACCUGUGCGCAAUCCACGCCAAGCGAGUCACCAUCAUGCCCAAAGACAUCCAGCUGGCCCGCCGCAUCCGCGGGGAGCGCGCCUAAACUCCACCUCUCCACCAACAACAAACGGCUCUUUUAAGAGCCACUAAUCCGG